CUCUCUCUCUCUUUCCUUCCCACCCCUCCGGUCUUCUAUAAAUACCGUGAAUCUAUGCCACCUUCUCAGCAGCGCCGGGAAGACCCAGAAUAAAUAGACUCAUCCAUCUCACAGAGUGCUACAAGAUGAGUAGAGGUGGGAGCUUCGGGGGUGGAAAGAGCUCUCUGGGUUACCUCUUUGAAUCGGAUGAGCCGGCAAUCUCGCCCCCUGGAUCUACCAAGGCGACCGAGCCUCCAUCUGAUGAAGGUAGCAAGAGCAAAGCAGCAACCCAAGAGACUCAACCAGAAAAACCUGUCUCCAACAACUACCACAGAGCGCAAGGCCAGAACUCAGGGAACUUCAUCACUGGUCGGCCCUCCACCAAGGUCCUCUCAGCUCCUGGUGGAAGCUCGUCUCUUGGCUACCUGUUUGGGGAUAAAUGACCUGUGGUUUGGAGUGGCUUCAUUAGUGGUCUGAAAUAAGGGCAUCGUGAGCCCGGCUGUGAGUGGAUUUUAUGAAGGUUAUGAUGUCAAGACUAUAAUAGCUAGGUGACAGGUUCUCUCUUUCAAGGAGGAUUACAUGGUUGUGAGUCUCCUUACGCUGCUGAAGAUGGUGAGAACUAGGAGAUGUUUAUAGCUUUUAUUUCUUUUCUGGAAAAAUCCAUCCAUUGCGGAUGAGGUUUGGCGGACACCUAGUUGUAUACUACUAUUACCUGAGUCUAAUAGCUGUGUGCAGCUUUGAGUAGUAUUUGAAGUUUGGUACUGCUGUUUGUAUAGUUUGCUCUACAUAUUAAUUUACUAGAUCUCUUAAUUUG
Phoenix dactylifera (date palm) is the source of this 793-nucleotide messenger RNA. The record is from RefSeq and is a predicted model, not a curated record. Lineage: Eukaryota; Viridiplantae; Streptophyta; Magnoliopsida; Arecales; Arecaceae.